Glycine soja is the source of this 720-nucleotide messenger RNA. Its product is annotated as E3 ubiquitin-protein ligase ATL23-like. Bases 135 to 521 code for a protein of 128 amino acids. The transcript has a single exon. NCBI's taxonomy places the organism in Eukaryota, Viridiplantae, Streptophyta, Magnoliopsida, Fabales, Fabaceae. The record is from RefSeq and is a predicted model, not a curated record.
UGGAUGGGGGUGGGGCUUUUGGAGAGCUUUCCUUGUCACAUGCGAAACAGCAAAACUUUAAAAGGGAACAGCGAUCUUCUCAAUCAAAUGCAAACAACCUUUCCUUUCCUUAUUCUCUACCAACGCCAACAAACAUGCUCGGUUCCGUUCUUCUGGCGGUUUUCUUGCCGUGCAUCGGCAUGAGCGCCGCUUUGAUCGUGUACAUGUGCCUUCUCUACUACUUCACCGACCACUUCUCCGACCCCGCGCUACCGGCCAAGCCAGCCUCCGACAGCGGGCUCUCCCCUUCCCAGCUCGACAAGCUACCCAGAAUCACCGGAAAGGAACUUGUGAUGGGAAACGAAUGCGCCGUCUGCCUGGACCAUAUCGGAACAGAGCAACCGGCUCGGCUGGUUCCCGGUUGCAACCACGCCUUCCAUUUGGAAUGCGCCGACACCUGGCUCUCCGAGCACCCUCUCUGCCCUCUCUGCAGAGCCAAACUCGACCCAGCGCUUUUCUCUUCCUCCCAAAAUCCAUGCUGAACCUCUUUUAAUUUGUUUCUUCAAUGUCUUCUCACAUUGUUUUUUUUCCGAUCAAGCACCGGAGCGAACGCAGUGAUGCCGACUUUAGUAAUUAGUAAUUUUCACUGCUGAUGGUUGAUUAGGAGUUCUCUUCUCGGAUGCCUUCUAGAUUUUUUAUUUUUUAUUUUUUUGAAAAAACUGCAAUUUCACUUUUUGGCUA